This is a messenger RNA of Cladophialophora immunda, 1498 nucleotides long. RefSeq lists its product as uncharacterized. The record is from RefSeq and is a predicted model, not a curated record. NCBI's taxonomy places the organism in Eukaryota, Fungi, Ascomycota, Eurotiomycetes, Chaetothyriales, Herpotrichiellaceae. The coding region runs from base 97 to 1302 and encodes 401 amino acids. Gene Ontology annotation, biological process: protein localization to cell surface; attachment of GPI anchor to protein. The transcript has 2 exons. Gene Ontology annotation, cellular component: GPI-anchor transamidase complex; membrane.
CUAACAUCUUUCGACAAACCAACAAGAAUAUCGAGCCAAAACACCAACAACCAAUAAACCAAUGUGGUCGACAAGAUUGAGCGCGUUAUAACAACAAUGGCAAUAUCGCUGGACCGCAAGACGGUCGCGAUAUAUGCCGGUGCGAUUGUGCUACGUCUGGUCAUUUUUCUCGCCUUUCCCGAUGUCCCCGAAUUCCUGACCGCGAGAGUGGAGAUAUCGACGCCGAUAUCGAGCUUCCAAAGACUUCAAGAAGGCCUCUUUCUCUAUCAGCACGGCUUGUCACCUUACGAUGGCGGUGUCUUCCACCAAGCACCGCUGUUACUGGUCAUCUUCGAGAUGCUGCCGCCCACGCUGGUCUUCGUCGGGCUGGAUGUCCUGAAUGCAGCAUCCUUACAAGUCAUCGCGGACAAACUACGCAUCCCGACUUCCCGCUUCCACCAACUGGAUGGGUCCCUGAUCGCUGCGGCUUAUCUCUUCAAUCCCUUUACCAUCUUGUCAUGUCUUGGCAGGAGCACCAGCAUCUUUACCAAUGCCGCCAUUAUCCAAGCAGUCUUGAAUGCUCAGUCAGGAAAUGCCAUCCGGGCCAUGUUUGCGCUUGCAAUUGGUACCUAUCUGUCAAUGUAUCCGGCUUUGCUUCUUCCACCCACGCUGCUCAUGAUCCACAAGAGCAAUCAGUCCGCGUCUCUUGCUCCUUCAAUCCUUUCCUAUGCCGCAGGUCUCGCUGCUCUCCUGGUCACGACGCCCGUCUUGACCAGCGGGUUUUCGGACUUCCUGGCCUCGUGCUACGGCGUCCAGAUAACGGUUCCCGACUUAACACCGAAUGUUGGACUGUGGUGGUACUUUUUCAUCGAGAUAUUCGACUCCUUCCGGGAUUUUUUCAUUGGCGUCUUUUGGUUGCACUUGGUAGGAUAUGUAGGAGGCAUGACUCUCCGACUUCAGAGCCAGCCUCUUUUCGUCAUCACCAGUCUGUUGGGCUUGUUUGCCAUUUUCAAACCAUAUCCUAGCAUUGCAGACGUCUCGUUGUAUCUUGGAUUUCUGCCAAUGUACCAACAUGUGCUUCCAUUAACUCGAUACACCUUCAUAGCUGCAUCAGUGCUGCUUUAUUCGACCCUGCUAGGACCUGCAUUCCACCAUUUGUGGAUUUACGCCGGGUCGGGCAAUGCCAACUUUUUCUAUGCCAUCACGCUGGUUUGGAGUUUGGGCUUGACCAUUCUUGUUGGAGACACCUUGUUUGCGGUCAUGCGCGAUGAAUGGGAGAUGGAGAGACCCGAGAUGAAGGGCAAAAGCGUACGCCAGAUAUAAAAAGGGCCCUCAAUGGGAUUGAUUAUCUUUUCACUUGCUUCGAGAGAAUGAUGUGACCCGGUUCUUUGACAGUGCCGUUUCUCAACUUACGUGGAGCGGGAGAGAAAUCGUCUUCUUCAUAACCCAGUCGCGUAUACCAGGUGACAGCUCGACUGUUUGCCCUGAAGACAGUCAACAUGACUUUGGUGAUUCCGAC